UGAGGCCUGACUUUUUCAAUAAAACAUUGUGUAUUCUGGGCCUCCCGCUGCUCCGGCUCUGUUUCCCCUGGCGCCAAGAGAAGAAGGCGGAACUGAUUCCAGGCCUAGAGCCGGCCCCUGAGGCUGUGCCCCUUUCCGGCAAUCUCUGGCCACCACCACCCCCACUGGCCAGGCUGUCCCUCCCACUGGCCCUAGGGCCCCUCCCACCCCCACACCAGAUAAGGCCAGCCCAGUGCUGCUUCCUCUGGCAGUAGGCUCCAGGGCUGGAAUGGGGCCGCCUGGCUCCCCAUGGCAGUGGGUGCCGCUGCUGCUGGGGCUGCUGCUCCCUCCUGCCGCCCCCUUCUGGCUCUUCAAUGUGCUCUUCCCCCCGCACACCACGCCCAAGGCUGAGCUCAGUAACCACACACGGCCUGUCAUCCUCGUGCCCGGCUGCCUGGGGAAUCAGCUAGAAGCCAAGCUGGACAAACCAGAUGUGGUGAACUGGAUGUGCUACCGCAAGACAGAGGACUUCUUCACCAUCUGGCUGGAUCUUAACAUGUUCCUACCCCUCGGAGUAGACUGCUGGAUCGAUAACACCAGGGUUGUCUACAACCGGAGCUCCGGCCUUGUGUCCAACGCCCCUGGCGUCCAGAUCCGUGUCCCUGGCUUUGGCAAGACCUACUCUGUGGAGUAUCUGGACAGCAGCAAGCUGGCAGGGUACCUGCACACGCUGGUACAGAACCUCGUCAACAAUGGCUACGUUCGGGAUGAGACCGUGCGCGCUGCCCCCUAUGAUUGGCGGCUGGAGCCUGGCCAGCAGGAGGAGUACUACCACAAGCUCUCUGGGCUGGUGGAGGAGAUGCAUGCUGCCUAUGGGAAGCCUGUCUUCCUCAUUGGCCACAGCCUCGGCUGCCUACACUUGCUCUAUUUCCUGCUGCGCCAGCCCCAGGCCUGGAAGGACCGCUUCAUCGAUGGCUUCAUCUCUCUUGGGGCUCCCUGGGGUGGCUCCAUCAAGCCCAUGCUGGUCUUGGCCUCAGGUGACAACCAGGGCAUCCCCAUCAUGUCCAGCAUCAAGCUGAAAGAGGAGCAGCGCAUAACGACGACCUCCCCUUGGAUGUUUCCCUCUCGCAUGGCAUGGCCUGAGGACCAUGUGUUCAUUUCCACACCCAGCUUCAACUACACAGGCCGGGACUUCCAGCGCUUCUUUGCAGACCUCCACUUUGAGGAAGGCUGGUACAUGUGGCUGCAGUCACGUGACCUCCUGGCAGGACUCCCAGCACCUGGCGUGGAAGUAUACUGUCUUUACGGCGUGGGCCUGCCCACACCCCGCACUUAUAUCUACGACCACGGCUUCCCCUACACAGACCCUGUGGGUGAGCUCUAUGAGGAUGGUGAUGACACGGUAGCCACGCGCAGCACUGAGCUCUGUGGCCUCUGGCGGGGCCGCCAGUCACAGCCUGUGCACCUGCUGCCCCUGCACGGGAUACAGCACCUCAACAUGGUCUUCAGCAACCAGACCCUGGAGCACAUCAAUGCCAUCCUGCUGGGUGCCUACCGCCAGGAUCCCCCUGUGUCCCCGAUGGUCAUGACCAGCCCAGAGCCCCCACCCCCUGAAUAAAGACUUUCCUUUCCUGCUGUAA
Cebus imitator (Panamanian white-faced capuchin) is the source of this 1619-nucleotide messenger RNA. RefSeq names its product lecithin-cholesterol acyltransferase (gene LCAT). Gene Ontology annotation, molecular function: phosphatidylcholine-sterol O-acyltransferase activity. Gene Ontology annotation, biological process: lipid metabolic process. The coding region runs from base 269 to 1597 and encodes 442 amino acids. The transcript is spliced from 6 exons. NCBI's taxonomy places the organism in Eukaryota, Metazoa, Chordata, Mammalia, Primates, Cebidae. The record is from RefSeq and is a predicted model, not a curated record.